This is a messenger RNA of Coturnix japonica (Japanese quail), 4001 nucleotides long. RefSeq names its product zinc finger and BTB domain containing 39 (gene ZBTB39). Gene Ontology annotation, cellular component: nucleus. NCBI's taxonomy places the organism in Eukaryota, Metazoa, Chordata, Aves, Galliformes, Phasianidae. The record is from RefSeq and is a predicted model, not a curated record. Gene Ontology annotation, molecular function: DNA-binding transcription factor activity, RNA polymerase II-specific; protein binding. Gene Ontology annotation, biological process: regulation of transcription by RNA polymerase II.
GCGGGCGGGCGGAGCGGCGGGCGGAGGGCGGAGGGCGGGGCGGUGCCUUUGUGUGAGCGAGCGGGGAUGGUGCGGGGCGCCGGGCGGAGCCCCUUGCCCUGCCACUCGCUGGAUGCCGGGCAGCACCUGCUGCCCCCGCAGCUGAUGAGGGCGUGAAGGAGCAGCUGAGCAGGAGAGGCCCCCCCAGCUGCUAAGAUGGGCAUGAGGAUCAAACUGCACAGCACCAACCACCCCAACAACCUGCUGAAGGAGCUCAACAAGUGCCGCCUGUCCGAGACCAUGUGCGACGUCACCAUCCUGGUGGGCUCGCGCUCCUUCGCCGCACACAAAGCCGUGCUGGCCUGCGCUGCCGGAUACUUCCAGAACCUCUUCCUGAACACGGGGCUGGACGCAGCACGUACCUACGUGGUGGACUUCAUCACACCGGCCAACUUCGAGAAGAUCCUCAGCUUCGUCUACACCUCGGAGCUCUUCACCGACCUCAUCAACGUGGGCGUUAUCUACGAGGUGGCUGAACGGCUGGGCAUGGAGGACCUGCUGCGUGCCUGCCACUCCACCUUCCCCGACCUGGAGAGCGCUGCCAUCCCCAAACAGCCCCCCCUGACUGCAGGGGACGCCCGGCCUGGUGCUGUGGGUGCUGCCUCGGAGCAGAGCCCGGCGCUGGGGGACGCCCGGGGGAGCGCGGAGCACUUCAAUGCGGAGCGUGGCUACGUGCUGCACGGGGAGGGAGUGGGCAGCUACAAGGAGGAGGAGAGGAGCGAUGGUGGGCAGGCUGUGCCCCUGCUGCAGCCCCCGCUGCCCCCCAAGGACACAGAGCCGGGGCCGUUUGGUCCCGGUGCUGUCACACCAGCACAACCCGGGUUGGGAGGUGGGAGCAUGAUGCAGAGCUCCGUGGGGUCCUGCCAGCAGUACAAGGUGCAGAGCAAUGGUGACUAUGGCAAAGGUGGGUUCUUCACGGCCGAUUCAUCCCUGGACAUCUCCACGGGGAGCAACUCGUGUCCCAGCAACAGCGAGCACUGCAAGGAGCCGGGCUUCGUGCCGAUGGAGGAGCUGCAGCUGGAGGAGCUGGGAGAGGAAGAGCUGCACUUCGAGGACGCCAGCGAGGAGCUGGGGCCGUCGGAAGAGGUGAUCGAGCUGAGCGACGACAGCGAGGAGGAAUUGGCCUUCGAGAGCGACGGGCGCGACAGCAGAGCCAUGCCCUGCCAGGUCUGCAAGAAGGUGCUGGAGCCCAACAUCCAGCUGAUCCGACAGCAUGCCCGCGACCACGUGGACCUGCUCACCGGGAACUGCAAAGUGUGCGAAACCCACUUCCAGGACCGCAACUCCAGGGUGACCCACGUGCUGUCCCACAUCGGCAUCUUCCUCUUCUCCUGCGACAUGUGUGAGACCAAGUUCUUCACGCAGUGGCAGCUCACCCUGCACCGCAGGGAUGGGGUCUUUGAUAACAACAUUGUUGUGCACCCCAGCGACCCCCUACCCAGCAAGGCAGGCGCCUUCACUGCGGGGUCGGGUGCUGAUUUAGCAUGUGCUGCAUGUGGGAAACCUUUGGCCAAAGAUUUCCACACUGUUCGGAACCAUCUCCUGGACCACGUCAACCUGAAGAGCCAAACGUGCGGCGUGUGCGACCAGCGGCACCUGAGCCUGUGCAGCCUGCUGUGGCACGCGUUGGCACACUUGGGCAUCGCCGUCUUCUCCUGCUCCGUGUGCGCCAGCAGCUUCGUGGACCGGCAGCUGUUGGAGAAGCACCUGGCCAUGCACCAGAGCGCCGAGGAAGCCUUGUUCCGCUGCCACUUCUGCGGGCAGAGCUUCAAGCUGGAGGCUGCGUAUCGCUACCACGUCAGCCAGCACAAGUGCAGCAGUGGUGUGGAUGCGCGGCCCGGCUUCGGCGAGCGGCUGCAGCCGCAGAGUUUGCAGAAGAGAAAACUACCCGAGGAGUUCUUGAGCGAGGAGCUGGCGCUGCAGAACCAGCCGGGCAACAGCAAAUACAGCUGCAAGGUGUGCGGGAAGCGCUUUGCUCACACCAGUGAAUUCAACUACCACCGGCGCAUCCACACCGGGGAGAAGCCGUACCAGUGCAAGGUGUGCCACAAGUUCUUCCGCGGCCGCUCCACCAUCAAGUGCCACCUGAGGACGCACUCGGGGGCCCUGAUGUACCGCUGCACUGUCUGCGGCCACUACAGCUCCACGCUCAACCUGAUGAGCAAACACAUUGGGGUGCACAAGGGCAGCCUGCCCCCCGACUUCACCAUCGAGCAGACUUUCAUGUACAUUAUCCAUUCCAAAGACGCGGAGAAGAACGCGGACAGCUGAUGGGGUGAGGCAGGGCAGGGCCGGGAGGAGCUGUGGAAAAGUGUUGUUGGUCACAGGCGUCGUGGAUGGAUUCCUCCUUUUUCUUUUUCCUUUUUUUCUUUGUUUUUUGGCCUUGCUGGGGCUGUUUUUGACUGUACGAACCAACAGCGCGUGAGCUGCGUCACUGACCCCGAGAAGUCUGUCGUGUUUACUUACCUCUGAUCCCCAUUAGAGGCCGCCGAGUUUUGUGUUCUUAGCAUUUCUCACUAGGUUUUGAAUCUAGGUUUUGUUCUGAAACCUCUUCGCCCACCGACUCGACCGACCCACAAACCGAUGCUGCUACGACUUUCUGACCUCAGCAGAGAGGGGCAGAGCUGGAGCGGGACGGUGCCGGGCUGGAAGGAGAAGGGAAGCAGAAAGGAAGGAAGGAAGGACUGAUGGUUCCAGGCACGGCGUGGCUUUGGGCGCAUCUCGGGGGUCGCCAGCGGUGUUUACACCGAGACCUCCCCAUUCCUACAUGAUCCCACUAUGGGGCAGGGAUGGAGAGGAAGAACCAGACACCGCAGCGUGAAUCGGGGCCGCCCUCUGGUUACUCUACUACCUCACAAAUAGGAAGCGCCUUCGAGCCGCCCCGUGGGUCGUUGAGCUUCUGAUACGGAUCGAGCAGCCCGGCGCCGUGAGCUGGGAAUAUGGGGGUGCUUCCCCCCGCUCCGCUGUGGCCUUGGGCAAGUCACUUCACCUCUUUGCCUCAGUUUCCUCAUCUGUAAAAUGAGGGUGGUGACCCUCGUGGUGCCGACCUACCUCCCUGGAGCGCGCUGAAUUGUACCGGCUCACGCUGCGCCGUUACCGGAGCACGGCGGGGAUGUAUCCCCGUCCUCCCCCCAUCCCACCACUCUUGUUUUGCUCCCAUUGUGGCCGUCCUGCUGACAGUAGAAACCCCCCCCCCAAGUCAGUCCCAUCCCGGUGCUGUGGAAGGAGCCGGUGGUGAUGCACGUGGUGCUGCGCCCUGCAGGACAACCCCCUGCUGGGAUGGAUUUGGGGGGGACCGCCUCAUCCCCAAGGCCUCAAGGACCACCCCCCCUCAGAGCCGUGGGCACCCCGCAUCCGGCCAAGCUGUGAAGCAAAAGCCUUUUGUGCACAUAAACCAAAAAAGAGAAGUUUUACACUGAAACGCUAUGGGGCAGAGCAACACCCCUCCCUCCCCCCCACCACUGUGCAUGGGGACAGAGCCCUCCCUGCUGGCUUCUUUGGGGCUGGGGGGAGCUGUGGAGCAUUCAACCCCCCCCCAAUGUCUCUGUCAGAUACUUCCCUUCUAAUUAAUCCACGUGGAAAAGCAAUGGGAGUGAGCUCUGCUCUGCUCUGCUCCCCACAGCACUGGUUAUGGGGGGUGGGGGGCAGCCCCACAUCACCCACCCCCCACAUAGGAUCCCCAUCAAGGAAUGAAGCAGGAAGAAGAGCGGAACGCGUUGCUGUCUAACCUCCUCGUUAAGUUAAUCGUAGGUACUGACCUCCUGAUAUUUAAGUGUUUACUAUCUAUUUGCUGUAAAGUUUUGUAUAUUUUGUAAACUUCACCCCCCCCCCCACCGUUCCCCCCCCACCGCUCCCCCAGAUCGUAGAUGUCUAAAAUCGUUGUACAUCGGGUUCUUUUCUACUCCAUUGUUCAGCACAAAGUGUGGUUUUUUAUUUAGAAUAAUAAAAAUGGAAAACAUUGA